AAGCUUCUAGAAGCUGAAGAAAAAAAAAGAAAAAAAAGAAAAAAAAGAAAAAGACUGAUACUGAUUGAUACUAAGGGCCAGGCGCGUGCAUAAUAGCCUUGCCUUGGCAGCGCAGGCGCGCCCCCCAGCGGCCUGAGCGUGCACAGCGAGGAGUAGCGUGUGCGCGCCCGGUGAGACCGCCGCUGAAGAGCAGACACGUCCGCGUGCACUCAGACAUCACUCAGCAUGGACUACGCCGCCAACAGCUACACAGCCGCAGGGGGUGCAAACGCCUCUUUCGCCGCGAUGAGCCUCAACGAGCACCGCCAGGAGAACGGCGUGCAGAUGGGCCACGCCCAAAUGACAGCUCCUCCCAAAAUGGAUAACGGCGCUACAGAGAAGAAUGUCGCCGGCGCAAAGUCUCAAAAUUCCGGAAGCAAAGCGGUCGCCAGAGCCCAGCCAGACGCGGUCAGCGGACAAAGUAGUCCCGGCACCCCCAAGUCUCCCUCUAGUCAGGCAGCCUCCGGAAAGUCAGCGGGCGAUGCCCACAAGCUAAAAAAAGUAGCGGUGGUCCGCAGUACGCCCAAGUCGCCGGGUUCCCUGAAGAGUCGCCCGCCGGCCCCGCUGGCCGCCGCCGCGACGCCCAUGCCCGACUUGAAAGGUGUGAAGUCCAAGAUCGGGUCCACGGAAAACAUGAAGCACCAGCCGGGCGGCGGAAAGGUGCAGAUCCUGGACCAAAAGGCGGACUACAGCAGCGUGCAGUCCAAGUGCGGAUCCAAAGCCAACCUCAAGCACAUGCCCGGCGGUGGAAACGUUCAAAUCCUGGACAAGAAGAUGGACCUGACAGGCGUCCAGUCCCGCUGCGGCUCCAAGGACAACAUGAAGCACACGCCAGGAGGCGGCAAGGUUCAGAUUCUAGACAAGAAGUUGGACUUGAGCACUGUGCGUUCCCGCUGCGGUUCCAAAGAUAAUAUGAAACACGUUCCCGGUGGCGGAAAUGUCCAAAUCGUCCACAAAAAAGUGGAUCUGAGCAACGUGACGUCCAAGUGCGGCUCCAAAGCCAACAUCCAUCACAAACCAGGCGGAGGGAACGUGGAGAUCAAAAACGAGAAGCUGGAGUUCAAAGUUCAGUCCAAGGUCGGCUCGCUCAACAACAUUGGCCACGUUCCCGGAGGCGGACAGAGGAAGAUCGAAAGCCACAAACUGACCUUCCGCGAGACCGCCAAGGCCCGCACCGACCACGGCGCGGAGAUCGUGUCGCUGGAGGACUCCCCCCAACAGCUCAGCACCGUGUCGUCCUCCGGCAGCCUCAACAUGGCCGACCCCCCUCAACUGUCCACGCUGGCCGACCAGGUGAGCGCCUCGCUGGCCCAGCAGGGCCUGUGAGCGCCGGCCUCCCCACCUUCCCCGUCACCGCCUCGUCCAGCUGCGUUGCCUUCCUCGUCUUCUUCUUCUCCUCACCGGACUUUUUGUAAUCGCCAUCACUCUUGAAACCACACUUUAUUGUCCUUACGAAAUCUCUUUGGUCUUUACUGUGCCGCCAUUUUGACCAUCCAGUAAUUAGACGCGUCCCGCUGAGUCGUAGAGGUAAGGUUCGGAGCUGUUCGGGUCCAGUUCGUGGACACGUCUUGAACAACCCCUAGCGUUGGUUUUCUGUCGGACUUUUGAGGUGGUUUUUGAUGAGAAGAAACGUUCGUAUCGUGCCUGCUGCCGUCAGUUUUUCUAUGUCUGUUUGCGGGCUGACUGUAUUGUGGCGCCAUUUGAGUGAAAACUAAUUUUGUCAGCGGAAGUUCACACCUCCAGCCAGCAGGGGGCAGCACUCAAGAAGCCUUGUCACUUCCUGCAGUAAUUGCUGAUUGACUUAUCUACCUACCUUGUAUGUCGCGAUGUGUGUGAAGGUUAACUCAUUUUUCAUGGGAACAUCUUUCUAGUUUUAUUUGAUGCUCAUUCGUUGUUUUGAAAACUACAUUUUAAUCAAUUAAAAGUUCCUGCUGUUACGUCACUUCCUGCAUGCGCCUAACCGAGGACCUUCUGGAUUUGGGGGGGCUCGUCUAGCCUGUGCAGGGUAGGCCUCACAUACAGAUGGCGCUAGUUAAAAAAAAAAAGUAUUUAUAGUUGAGGUGCAUGCAAACUCCUUCAAACGUGAAGAAGCCAUGUUGACAUGAGCCAGUUUCCAUAGUAACUCACCUUUCUGUUGAGACGCUGUACAGUGGUGCCAAUGUGAUUGUUGUUCUUGUGCAUUUACUAACUCUUCACGAUGACUUGUUGCUGUAUGUGUUUGAAAAUAAAUGCUACUAAGACACCAAA
Molecule: messenger RNA, 2286 nt
Organism: Doryrhamphus excisus (bluestripe pipefish)
Lineage: Eukaryota; Metazoa; Chordata; Actinopteri; Syngnathiformes; Syngnathidae
Product: microtubule-associated protein tau-like
Biological process (GO): neuron projection development; microtubule cytoskeleton organization
Cellular component (GO): neuron projection
Molecular function (GO): microtubule binding
Source: RefSeq, a predicted model, not a curated record